CUAACACGUGCUGCUAACUUACAGCACUUUUCCUGUUUUCUGGUCCAUAUUUAGUCAUUUUUUAAUCGGAAUCGUUAAAUUUUGAGUUUUUUCGUUCCUUUCAGUGAUAAUCUGAUUCACUAUGGCGGAUACUGGAGACGACGACGAUGAUCGAUACAGAAUCAAAGAAGGUGACUACGUUGUUUUAAAGCGAGGAGACAUCUAUAAAUCGGUGCAAAUACUUCCAAAAAAAAAAGUGAUUUUUGAGAAGCAGUGGAUUUUCCUGGAUAACGCGGUGGGAUGUUUGUACGGAGACACGUUCGAGAUCGGGGCUGGAGGGGGUCUGCAGCCUCAGAACACCAAGACCACCGAAAGCCCCCCAGACUCAAAGGUGGCGGGAACUGACAACAGGAAUAUCAUCGAUGAUGGAAAAUCCCAGAAACUCACCAAGGAUGACAUCGAGAAGCUGAAAGACCAAGGUCUGAGGGGCCAGGAAAUCGUCCAGCAGCUGAUCGAGAACAGCUCCACCUUCAGCAACAAGACUGGAUACGCUCAGGACAAAUACAUCAAGAAGAAGAAGAAGAAGUAUGAAAACACCGUGACGGUUCUGAGGCCGAACUGCCGGAUCCUGGCCAUGAUGUACCACGGCCGUGAACCGGGGAAGAUCUGCCAUCUACGCUACGACACUCUGGCCCAGAUGUUGACUCUGGCCAACAUCCACGCCAACAGUAAAGUUCUGGUGUUUGAGACGUGUGCCGGACUGGUCUUAGGAUCCAUUAUGGAGCGAAUGGGAGGCUUCGGCACCGUCAUCCAGAUGUUCCCAGGAGAAGGUCCAGUCCGGGCCGGUGUGGAGAGCUUCGGCUUCCCUGCACAUUUUUACGAGACGCUGCACGAGUUUCCCAUCUGCCACCUCAACGCUUUGGAGGCGGGGACUCUGAACAAACGGCCCGUUGCUGGUGAAAAAGAGUCGACUGCAGAGGAGGAGGAAGUUCUGCCUGGAGCCGACCAGCAGGACGGCAGUCCAGACGAUCAAAGUAUGGAGACGGUGAGCGGAGACGCCAAAGUUCAGGACCAGAAGCAAAAGGAAGAGGAGAAACGAAGGGAAGCCAAGGCUCUAGAGAAGAAGGUGAAGCUGGAGGAGAAGCAGAGGAAGCUGGCAGCUGCUGCGGCCCAACUGGACGGCAGAAACGCUGACGGGCUGGUCAUCGCGAGCCGCUUCCACCCGUGUCCCGUCCUGCUGCGCCUGCUCCGCUUCCUGUCGCCCUCCAGGCCGUUCGCCGUUUACUCCCAGUACCUGGAGCCGCUGAUCGAAUGCUACACCAAGCUAAAGGAACAAGGCGGGGCAGUCGGCCUGAAGGUGACCGACACCUGGCUCAGACACUACCAGGUUCUGCCCAACCGGACGCAUCCUCGGCUGCUGAUGAGCGGCGGCGGCGGAUACCUCCUAUCAGGAACCACCGUGGCCUCAGAGCGCUCCGCCGGCUCGCUGCAGAGCGAGGAACCGGCGCCCAAAAGGCAGAAACUCAAAGACACUUUGGGCUGAACCAACAGACUGCUGGAGUUUGUUCAGGACAGACGUUUCUGGAGACGCCGAGCGUCUCGCAGAAGCAACAAUAGUAAACUAAUGUGGAGAGGUAGAAAUGUAUUAUUUUCCCCCAAAAGCUGUAGCAGCUUUUUGAAUUAGUUUUUAUAUUUUUCAGAGUUUUGUUUAUUGUUAUGAUGGAUUCUCUUUAAGAAAUAAAUCGGAGAUAUUUUUGUUCCCAGAA
Oryzias melastigma (Indian medaka) is the source of this 1745-nucleotide messenger RNA. RefSeq names its product tRNA methyltransferase 6 (gene trmt6). The transcript is spliced from 12 exons. The record is from RefSeq and is a predicted model, not a curated record. The coding region runs from base 122 to 1522 and encodes 466 amino acids. Lineage: Eukaryota; Metazoa; Chordata; Actinopteri; Beloniformes; Adrianichthyidae. Gene Ontology annotation, biological process: tRNA methylation. Gene Ontology annotation, cellular component: nucleus; tRNA (m1A) methyltransferase complex.